Molecule: messenger RNA, 1084 nt
Organism: Melospiza georgiana
Lineage: Eukaryota; Metazoa; Chordata; Aves; Passeriformes; Passerellidae
Gene: AIMP1
Product: aminoacyl tRNA synthetase complex interacting multifunctional protein 1
Exons: 7
Coding region: 44-1000 (318 amino acids)
Molecular function (GO): tRNA binding
Source: RefSeq, a predicted model, not a curated record
GUCCUUCUUGCCCGUGCGGGCGGCGGCGGCGGCUCCUCGGUUCAUGUUUUUAUCCCGUUUUUUGGUAAAGAUGGCAGCCAACAAUGCAGUGCUGAGCAGACUGGAGCAGAAGGGUGCUGAGGCCGAUCAAGUUAUUGAGUACCUCAAGCAGCAACUUGCCCUGCUCAAGGAAAAAGCCAUCUUGCAAGCAUCUCUCCGAGAAGAGAAGAAGCUCCGUGUAGAAAAUGCUAAACUGAAGAAAGAAAUUGAAGGGUUGAAACAGGAGUUGAUUGAGGCUGAAAUUCGAAAUGGAGUAAAGCAGGUUGCGGUUCCUACUGGUGCAACCCUUUCUACAGCUUCGUUUUCAGAGAAUGUUCCACAACCUGCAGCAGUUACAGCAUCUUCUGGUUCCAAAGAUCAAAUUAAAGGUGAAGAUGAAGAAAAGAAAAAGAAAGAAAAAGUAGAGAAAAAAGGUGAAAAGAAGGAGAAGAAACAGCAGCCAGCUGCUGGAAGUGGCGAUGCGAAACCUGUAGAUGUUUCUCGUCUGGAUCUUCGUGUUGGCUGCAUUAUUAGUGCUGAAAAGCAUCCAGAUGCAGACACUCUGUAUGUUGAACAAGUGGAUGUUGGUGAAGCAAGCCCAAGGACUGUUGUCAGCGGUUUAGUGAAACAUGUUCCUCUGGAUAAGAUGCAGAAUCGGAUGAUAGUGCUACUCUGUAACUUGAAGCCUGCAAAGAUGAGAGGAGUAGUAUCUCAAGCAAUGGUGAUGUGUGCCAGCUCCCCAGAAAAAGUGGAAAUUCUGGCUCCUCCACCUGGAGUGGUACCUGGGGACAGAAUCACUUUUGAAGGUUUUCCUGGAGAUCCUGACAAGGAACUUAAUCCAAAGAAGAAGAUUUGGGAGCAAAUCCAACCUGAUCUUCAUACCGAUGACCAGUGUGUUGCUACAUACAAAGGAGUUCCAUUUGAAGUGAAAGGGAAAGGAGUGUGCAGGGCAGAGACCAUGGCAAACAGCGGAAUCAAAUAAAUAAAUAAAUAAAUAAAUGGUUAUUAGAAACUUGUACAGAUGUUGAAAUGGAAAGUGAUGCAAGCAGAAUAAAAAACAUUAAAU